Molecule: messenger RNA, 1796 nt
Organism: Prunus mume (Japanese apricot)
Lineage: Eukaryota; Viridiplantae; Streptophyta; Magnoliopsida; Rosales; Rosaceae
Product: Mitochondrial substrate carrier family protein
Biological process (GO): transmembrane transport
Source: RefSeq, a predicted model, not a curated record
ACAAAGGGAAAGAAAAGCGAGAAGAGCAUUUGGAAAGUUAGUAGUCUCAUCGUCCGUAGCACGCAGAAAAAUGUUCCACAUGUGAAGCGCGUCCACACUUAAUAGGAAAACCAGUCUAAACCACAAGAUUCUAUAAGACUCUUCCAAUACCGCCCAAACCCAUGCGAGAUCAGCCAAGCUCGGCUCAACCCAAUUUUACAGACGGGGAAAGAUUGAAACUUGCGUAGAAAUAAGAUAGAGAUAGAGGGUUUGUGAAUAUGGAAGCUCGAGUUGGGGUCGUAGUGGAAGGAAAGCAGAGAGCUUUAAAUUCAGCUCAGGGAAGCGUGGUGGAUGGAGGUGCCAGGACAUUUUUACAGCAACAGAGCCAAGCAAAGCAGUCUAUGAAUCAAUCGGCUCAGGUAGGCACGGUGAACCAGCUCUUAGCUGGUGGUAUUGCUGGGGCUUUUAGCAAAACCUGUACUGCACCUCUUGCUCGCCUCACCAUCCUCUUUCAGGUGCAAGGAAUGCACUCUGAUGUUACAGCAUUGAGUAAGGCCAGUAUAUGGCAUGAGGCUUCACGUAUUGUAAAUGAAGAAGGGUUUAGAGCAUUUUGGAGAGGCAAUCUGGUUACUAUUGCUCAUCGCCUUCCAUAUUCUUCCGUCAGCUUCUAUGCUUAUGAACGCUACAAACAAUUGCUGCAUUCACUUCUUGGCGAAAAUCUUAGGGGCAAUGCAAGCACGGACAUGUGUGUGCACUUUCUUGGUGGUGGGAUGGCAGGAUUAACCGCUGCCUCAGCCACCUAUCCACUGGAUCUUGUGAGGACACGUCUUGCAGCUCAGAGAAAUGCACUAUACUACAGAGGUAUUGGGCAUGCAUUUCAUACAAUUUGCAGAGAAGAAGGUUUUUUGGGAUUGUAUAAAGGACUUGGAGCGACACUGUUGGGUGUUGGGCCCAGUAUAGCAAUAAGCUUCUCAGUUUAUGAGGCUUUGAGGUCUUUUUGGCAGUCUGAAAGGCCCAAUGAUUCGACUGUCAUGGUCAGUCUUGCCUGCGGCAGCCUUUCAGGCAUUGCCUCAUCAACAGCAACGUUCCCUCUGGAUCUUGUGAGGCGAAGGAUGCAGUUGGAGGGGGCUGGUGGUCGAGCUCGCAUCUAUAAUACCGGCUUAGUUGGGACUUUUAAGCACAUAAUCCGGACUGAAGGCCUACGGGGCUUGUAUAGAGGGAUUCUGCCAGAAUAUUACAAGGUUGUCCCCAGUGUAGGCAUUGUCUUCAUGACUUACGAGACACUGAAAAUGCUUUUGUCGCGCAUCCAAACAAGUGACUAGUUGCCUCUAAAUUUCCCGUUUUCCACCAUUGGUCAUGCCAUGGAAUUCGCGAAAUCACCGGGGUUUCCAACAUAUGAAGGUAGGGAAGAGGAUAAAGUUGGUUAAACACACAACAUAGGUAGAAGAAUAGUUGUGGUAGUUGAGAAAUAUUUGGUGGUAAAUUUUGCUGUUGCUGCCAUGUGACCAUAUUUAUUUCUGUAUAGGAAGUUUAGUUAGCUGCAUGAGUUACAACAUGCUCCCAUUUUGAUAUAAUUAGGUAGCAACCUAAGUAUUCAUUGAUGAUUACCAUCGUAUUAAUUUUGUUGUUCCAGCUCCUUUGUUAUGUUCCAUUUUUAUUUCAUUUUAUUGAAGUCUACAGUCAAAUGACAUGUUAAAGCUGUUAUGAACUGUUGCUGAGUAUCAAGAUGAUACUAUUUUUGGAAAUUUAUGUAGAAGGGGGAAUUUUAUAUAUUUAUUAUACCUGAAGACUCGAGAGCUGACUGGAAUUGCCAGCAA